Messenger RNA from Tetrahymena thermophila SB210, 1845 nucleotides. RefSeq lists its product as hypothetical. The transcript has a single exon. Lineage: Eukaryota; Ciliophora; Oligohymenophorea; Hymenostomatida; Tetrahymenidae. Gene Ontology annotation, molecular function: protein binding. The record is from RefSeq and is a predicted model, not a curated record.
AUGGAAUUUUAUUUUAUCUCAGGAGAUUUGAUAGAAGUAAAAAGAAUAGCUGAUUAAAUGUAUGAAGAUUAUAAAGAAUCUCUAAAUCAUUAGCUUGAUCUUUAAAAUAUUAGACUUCUGAUUAACGCAGCAGAGAAAAUGUGUUUUACUAAUUAGUUUGAAAGAGGGGUAGAUUUGAUAUUAAUAACUAUUAAACAUCUUGAAAAGAUGUAAGAUAAAUCAGAAGCUAUAAAAGAUUUAUCUAAAGCAUAAUUGCUGUGCGCUGCUGGCUAUUUCGCACUAAAAGAAUACAAAAUUGCUGCAAAAUACUCAGAAAUGUCUUAUCAAGCUAAUAAAUCAACUGAUUAACCACUUUUUAUAGCCUGUGUUAGCUAUAAGAAGCUUGGAGAUUAUGAUAAAGUAGAAGAAAUUUCCUAAAUAUUAAAGGGCAAAAUUUCAGAAGAUACGUUAAAAAAUAUUGAAAAAAGUUUCAAAGCAUUUAAAUAUAUGUUUAUCUAUACAAAUGUCUAUUAAAAAUAGGUUGAUUAAAUUCUAAAAUCAGAAGCACAAUUAGAUUAAGAGGAUAAAAAUAGUGGAAGGAAAAUUAUUAAUUUGAAGAAUGAAGUAGAUAGAAUUUCAAAUUAUAUGAAAAAUAGAAAUUAUGAAGAAGGAAUUAAGUUUUAUACUAAAAUUUUGUAAUAACUGGAUCCUAAAUUUGACUUUUUUAAGAAGUUAUAAGUAAUGGAUUUAAUCUCAAAAUUUUAUUUUAAACAAAAAUAAUUCAGCAAAGCUUUAGAAAUACUUUUAGAUAUACAUUAAUAGCUCCUUGAAAAAAGAAACUAUUUAAUAAUUAAUGAUUUUAUCACUUAUGAUAAUUUUACUUUUAUAUUUGCAAACUAUUUAGAAAAUAAAGAUUAUGAUAAAGCUGCUUAGUGGUUUAAAAAAUGUCAUUCAUUUUUGUUGUUAAAUGGUUACUUCACAGAAUUUGAUAAUCAAAGAUGUCUAUUUAUCCUCCAUUAUAUUCAGUGUUUGUUCAAUAUAGAGAAUUUUGAUGAAGCUCUUGAAUACACUAAGCUUUUUGAAAGAUAUUUAGAUUAAUUUUAAUAAGAAAAAUAAUACAUUGAAUUGUAUAAUUAAUUGAUAAAUGCAAGGAUCUCAAUUUUAGAUAAAUGCUAAAAUCAAGAAAUGAUUUAAAAAGAGUUAGAAAAAUACUACUAAUUUUUAUUGCCAAUAAAGAACUAAGAAAUUUAAUAAUUCUAUUUGUGCAUAACCAAUUUAAUAAGAACUUUUUAAAAAACAAACAAUAAUGAGGGUUUAGUAAAAUAUGGUUUGGAAUACCUUAAAGUAAGACCUUAGUUUGAAAAAGAAGAGGACUUUCUUCACUAGAGAUGCAUAGUCUAUUAUUAAUUGAUAUUAAAUUGUAUGAAUACUGGAUAAUUCGAGUUAGCUAAUAAGUUGAUUGUUGAAUCCUAAUCAUGCUUUUUAAAAUAAAAAGAUUAUUUAUAUCUUUACCAUAUUCUCCUCUUUUAGAUAGUCUUGGAUAUAAAUUUUAAUAAGUAUGAGUGUGUUGAUAAUAGUAUCAGGAAUGCAGAAAAUUUUCUUUCUUAAUACUUUGUAGGGCAUUAAAAUGAAAAAGAAAUGAGAGCUUUAGGAUAUUAAGCUAUAUCAUCUGCUUACUUUAAAUUAAGAGACUACCAAAAGAGCUUUGAAUAUAUUGAAAAGUAUGUUUCUUUAGGCUGCUCUUCUUAAUAAGAUAAGGAGAAAUAAAAGGUAUUAAUUGAUAAUCUUUUAAAAAUCGAAGAAUUUAAGGAAAAAACAGAAAAUAUGAUAUCAUAAUAUGGCCUUAACAAGGAAUCAAAAUAAUGA